GAGCGGAAAUUCCUGCGCCGCCGGGAAGCGGGCGGAGCUCGCCAUGGAGCCGGUGGAGGCCUGGACCCCCGGGAAGGUGGCCGCUUGGCUGAGAGGCAUUGAUGAUUCCCUGCAGGACUAUCCCUUCGAGGACUGGAGGCUGCCUGGCAAGUACCUGUUGCAGCUCUGCCCCCGUAGCCUCGAGGCUCUGACCGUGUGGCCUCUGGGCCACCAGGAGCUCAUCCUGGAUGCGCUGGAACAGCUCCGGGCCCUGAGCUCCAACCUACAGACAGAGAACCUGCAGAGCCUGGCGAAGAGGCUGCUGGAAGGAACCCAGGCCUUCCAGAGCUUAGUGCAAGGCCGCCUGAGGGACUGUGCCGAGACCCCCGCCGAUGUCCUCAGCGCUGCUGUGGAGCUAGUGCACAAGGCCCGGGCCCUCCUCUCCUGGCUCAACAGGUACCUCUUCUCCCACUUAAACGACUUCUCUGCCUGCCAGGAGAUCGGGGUAUUGUGUGGGGAGCUGGGCCAGGUCUUGCAGGAGGACUGCCCAGAAGUUGAGAAGGAGAGCAGAGUCCUGAGAAUCUGCAACCACGUGGCUGGGAUCUGCCACAACAUCCUGAGCUGCAGUCCGGAGGAGCUGCUAGAGCAGAGGGCUGUGUUGGAGCAGGUGCAGCUGGACGAUCCUUCGGGCCUGGAAAUCCACACCACCAGCAACUGCCUACACUUUGUGUCCCAUGUGAGUGCCCAGGUUCCUACUGACUCCCGACUGCAGAUCCUGCCUGGAGAUGAGGUUGUCCAGAUCAACGAGCAGGUGGUGGUGGGCUGGUCCCAUCCGAACGUGGUGAGAGAGCUGCUGCGGGAGUCGGUAGGAGUCAGCUUAGUGCUGAAGAAAAUCCCGGUGCCAGAGACCCCCCCACAGACGCCCCUGGACUCCCCACACCUGGAAAGCCAGUCACUGCCAGUGGCCCCGCUGUCUCCUAGGGUCCCAUCUGAAGGUCUCUUUGCCUUUGACCUGCCUGCAGACCCAAGCCGUGGGCCCAGCCCUGCCUGGACCGAUAGUUUCAAAGCCUCAGCAGAGUCUACCUCCGCCGACCCUGAGCCAUUGCCCGUCUCCUCUGAACCCCCAGCCACAUUCCCAGCAGAAAUAGCAGAGCCUCUGGGGCCCUCGGAACAGGAACAUCGAGACAAGAGUCCUGUCCUAGGCCGGAAGAAAUCAAAAGGCGUGGCCACAAAGCUGAGUCGCCGGCGAGUAUCCUGCCGGGAGCUGGGCCAGCCGGACUGCGAUGGCUGGCUUCUGCUGCGCAAGGUCCCCGGCGGCUUCAUGGGCCCACGCUGGCGGCGCUGCUGGUUUGUGCUCAAGGGACACAUGUUGUAUUGGUACCGUCAGUCCCAGGAUGAAAAGGCUGAGGGCCUCAUCAAUGUCUCCAACUAUAGUCUGGAAAGUGGACAUGACCAGAAGAAAAAAUAUGUGUUCCAGCUCACCCAUGACGUGUACAAGCCCUUCGUCUUUGCUGCGGAUACCCUGUCAGAUCUGAGCAUGUGGGUACGCCAUCUCAUUACUUGCAUUUCCAAGUACCAGUCUCCAGGCCGGGCUCCCUCAGCCCCGGAGGAAGACUGCUACAGUGAGACAGAAGCAGAAGAUCCCGACGAUGAGGCGGGGUCCCGCUCCUCUUCGCCCAGCCCAGCUCAGACUUGGAGUCCACUUCAUGGCAACACAUCGCCUGUGACCUCCCCCAUGCAGCGGAGCCCAAGGACUUCCUUCAGCUCGCCAGCAGACAACAGUGAGGUGGAACUGGAAGGUAUGGUCAGGGGGCUGAGGCAGGGAGGAGUGUCCCUCCUGGGUCAGCUACAGCCCCUGACCCAUGAGCAGUGGCGGAGCUCUUUCAUGAGGCGCAAUCGAGACCCCCACCUCAACGAGCGGGUGCACCGUGUGCGGGCGCUGCAGAGCACACUCAAGGCAAAGCUGCAGGAGCUUCAGGCCUUAGAGGAAGUGCUGGGUGAUCCUGAGCUCACCGGAGAGAAGUUCCGCCGAUGGAAAGAGCAGAACCAGGAGCUGUACACCUGGGGAGGGGUGCAGGCUGAGGGCAGCUCCCCAGCCCUCUCCUCUGACUCCAGGGGACAGUCCCCCCAGCCCCUGCCCUCUGAUCCAGAGGAGUCCUCCCAACUCCCCUCUUUGACCCCAGAAAACAACCUCCAACCUCCUGACCUCUGACGUGGUUAGUACUCUGUCCCUGAGUAUUCCCAGCCUCGUCAUGUCGUAGACAGCAUGCAUGUCCAUGGGCUCAUUGGAGGCUGAAAGUAAUGCUGGUCCCCCCAAAUUGACAUCCUGCCUGGGCUUAUGCCAUUUCUCAUUUUGUCUCCCUUGGAGCAGAGCAAAAGGAGCUCUGGGCCCCCACCCUCAUCUCUGAGAGCAAGAAAUGCUCCCACCCAUCCUCAGAUCUGGCACAUACCUGUCCACUGUGGUCCCUCAUCAGGGUUCGCCAGAACCGUCUUGGGCAGGUGUCUGUUUUACACAAAAGAUGUUUUUCCGACGAAUAAAGCUGACUACUCUAAAAUGAA
Jaculus jaculus (lesser Egyptian jerboa) is the source of this 2538-nucleotide messenger RNA. It is a transcript of the gene Cnksr1, whose product is annotated as connector enhancer of kinase suppressor of Ras 1. NCBI's taxonomy places the organism in Eukaryota, Metazoa, Chordata, Mammalia, Rodentia, Dipodidae. The transcript is spliced from 21 exons. The record is from RefSeq and is a predicted model, not a curated record. Gene Ontology annotation, molecular function: protein binding. The coding region runs from base 44 to 2191 and encodes 715 amino acids.